Arctia plantaginis is the source of this 1581-nucleotide messenger RNA. Lineage: Eukaryota; Metazoa; Arthropoda; Insecta; Lepidoptera; Erebidae. The record is from the annotation of a GenBank genome assembly.
AUGGCAGAGGGACAGGACGAACCCAAAAAAAUUACUAUUACAGUGAAAACACCAAAAGAAAAACAGCAAGUAGAGAUUGAUGAGGAUGCUGACGUUAAAAAACUCAAGGAUGUGUUGUCCCCUAAAUUCAGUUCGGAACCUGAGCAGUUGUGUCUCAUAUUUGCCGGGAAGAUCUUGAAUGAUGCCGACACCCUUAAACAGCAUAAUAUUAAAGAUGGUCUGACAGUCCACCUCGUGAUAAAAACGCCUCCAAGACCAGAACCAGAAGGCGCGACAAGACGCCCUCCAGCUGAUGUUGGAGCUACACCUUUUGGUUUGAAUUCUUUGGGUGGUCUAGCAGGCUUAGAAAGCUUGGGUCUAGGUCAAAGUACCUUUAUGGAUUUGCAGGCUCGGAUGCAACAGGAGCUUCUGUCAAACCCAGACAUGUUACGACAAGUUUUAGACAACCCGCUGGUGCAGCAGAUGAUGAAUGACCCCGAAAAUAUGCGUACACUCAUUACAUCGAACCCACAAAUGCAAGACUUAAUGGCACGAAACCCUGAGAUUAGUCACAUGCUGAACAACCCUGAACUGCUGCGCCAAACAAUGGAGCUAGCACGUAAUCCCGCCAUGUUGCAAGAGCUCAUGCGCUCUCAUGACCGCGCCCUCUCCAACUUGGAAAGCAUACCUGGUGGCUACAACGCUUUACAACGCAUGUACAGAGAUAUUCAGGAGCCCAUGUUAAACGUAGCAAGCAGUAUGGCAGGCAACCCGUUCUCUGGAUUGGUGGAUAAUUCUGACGGCACGAACCCCCAGCAAGGCGCGGAGAAUCGCCAGCCGCUGCCCAACCCCUGGCAGCGCGGCGGGGGCGCGGCGGGCGGCGCGGGCGGGGCGGCGCCUGGUGCUGGGGCCGGGGCCGGCGGCGCCACGGGCCCAGGGCUCAUUAACACGCCGGGCAUGCAGUCGCUUUUGCAGCAGAUGUCAGAAAAUCCACGACUCGUACAAUCUAUGUUGUCGGCUCCGUAUACUAAUACUAUGCUUCAGGCGCUCGCCGCAGAUCCUGACAUGGCCUCGCAGCUCAUUAACCAGAACCCGAUGUUUGCGAACAACCCUCAAUUGCAAGAUCAAAUCCGCACUAUGAUGCCGCAAAUGCUCUCACAACUACAAAAUCCUGAGAUGCAACAAAUGAUGUCCAACCCACAGGCUCUGAACGCUCUCCUUCAAAUCCAGCAAGGCCUGGAACAGCUGCGAAGUGCCGCUCCGAACUUAGUGAAUAACCUUGGACUGGGAGUGGGUGCAGCAACUGCAACCCCUCCAACACAACCCCCACCUACAACACAGCCCAACAGCCAAGCACCGCGACAACAGCAGAACUCUGAGCUAUUUACACAGUUUAUGCAGCGAAUGAUGUCGGCGAUGUCGAACAAUCAGACCAAUCCGCAACAGCCCCCUGAACAACGUUACUCGCAACAGUUGGAACAACUCACCGCCAUGGGUUUCCUCAAUCGUGAAGCGAAUUUGCAAGCUCUGAUCGCGACGUUUGGUGACGUGAACGCAGCUGUAGAAAGGCUACUAGCUCUGGGCCAGUUGUCUAUGAGCUAA